This is a messenger RNA of Esox lucius (northern pike), 10958 nucleotides long. It is a transcript of the gene tln2a, whose product is annotated as talin 2a. NCBI's taxonomy places the organism in Eukaryota, Metazoa, Chordata, Actinopteri, Esociformes, Esocidae. Gene Ontology annotation, cellular component: plasma membrane; cytoskeleton; focal adhesion. Gene Ontology annotation, molecular function: structural constituent of cytoskeleton; actin filament binding; integrin binding. Bases 463 to 8097 code for a protein of 2544 amino acids. The record is from RefSeq and is a predicted model, not a curated record. Gene Ontology annotation, biological process: cell-cell adhesion. The transcript has 59 exons.
CACACGAUAUCGCCUCCUACUGCCUGUCUUCCAUCUUUGAGCAUUUGUUUGGCAAUUUCCAUUAGAACGGUUACUUGAGUAUCUUUUCAGUGUAUUGGAUAAAUUAUCUCAGCUGCUGAGCUCCUGUGAUCAAAUGGACUACAAAGUCCCAACGGUCCCUCUUUUUUUAUGACGAGUUUCCUUUCCCAACGAUUACCGUUCCGCCCCCUCGCUACCUCCCCUUCUCCCAACAGUGUUCACUAUUUGGCCACUUGCAGCCAGAGAUUUUCUCAGCGAGGAGUUUUUUUUUUUACUCCAAGAUUGCUGGCUAAUGUGCAUCUGAAAGGGCUGACUCCAUGCAAUGAAACAGUAACGUAGAAGAUUUACAGUAGAAGAUUCACAGCUGUGAAUAUCUGCAGACAUCCGUGGCUGCAUUACACUCAGCCAUAAGGUGUUGAGGCAACCUCUGCACAGCCUGCCAAGAUGGUGGCCCUGUCGCUGAAGAUCUGUGUCCGCCAGUGCAACGUGGUGAAGACCAUGCAGUUUGAGCCAUCCACAGCAGUCUACGACGCCUGUCGGAUCAUCAGAGAGAGGGUCCCGGAGGCCCAGACCGGCCAAGCCUCUGACUACGGUCUCUUCCUUUCUGAUGAGGACCCCAGGAAAGGCAUCUGGCUGGAGUCAGGGAGAUCUCUGGAUUAUUACAUGCUACGGAAUGGGGAUAUCCUUGAAUACAAAAAGAAACAGAGGCCCUUGAAGAUAAAGAUGCUGGAUGGCGCUGUUAAAACCAUCAUGGUGGACGACUCCAAAACAGUGGGAGAGCUGCUAGUGACGAUCUGCAGUCGUAUAGGAAUCACCAACUACGAGGAGUACUCUUUGAUUCAGGAGGUGAUGGAGGAGAAGAAGGAUGAUGGGAUGGGCACAUUGAAGAAAGACAGAACUCUGCUCCGGGACGAGAGGAAGAUGGAAAAACUCAAAGCUAAGCUUCACACUGACGAUGACUUGAACUGGCUGGACCACAGCAGGACGUUCCGGGAGCAGGGCGUAGAGGAGACAGAGACUCUGCUGCUCAGGAGGAAGUUCUUUUACUCUGAUCAGAAUGUGGACUCCCGUGACCCGGUCCAGCUCAACCUGCUCUACGUCCAGGCACGAGAUGACAUCCUGAAUGGUUCUCACCCUGUGUCCUUCGACAAGGCCUGUGAGUUCGCAGGGAUUCAGGCACAGAUCCAGUUUGGACCACACAUAGAACACAAACACAAGCCGGGAUUCCUAGACCUCAAGGAGUUUCUACCCAAAGAAUAUAUCAAGCAACGAGGGAAUGAAAAGAAAAUAUUUCAGGAUCACAAGAACUGUGGUGAGAUGACCGAGAUUGAAGCUAAAGUGAAAUACGUGAAGCUUGCAAGGUCUCUCCGAACAUAUGGAGUCUCUUUCUUCCUGGUGAAGGAGAAGAUGAAAAGUAAGAAUAAGCUGGUUCCCAGAUUGCUGGGGAUAACCAAAGAGUCAGUGAUGCGUGUGGAGGAGAAGACCAAAGACGUGGUGCAGGAAUGGCCCCUCACCACCGUGAAGAGAUGGGCAGCCUCACCCAAGAGCUUCACCCUGGAUUUUGGGGAGUAUCAGGAGAGUUACUACUCAGUCCAGACCACUGAGGGAGAACAAAUCUCUCAGCUUAUCGCUGGAUACAUUGACAUCAUCCUCAAAAAAAAGCAAAGUAAAGACCGUUUUGGUUUAGAAGGAGAUGAAGAAUCCACCAUGCUGGAAGAAUCGGUCUCCCCAAAGAAGUCCACGAUCCUUCAGCAGCAGUUUAACCGUGUGGGUCGUGUGGAGCACGGCUCUGUGGCCCUGCCAGGUGUCAUCAGGUCUGGGUCUGUAGGGACAGAGUCUCUCAGCAUGGGCACCAUGCCCUCUGCCCAGCAGCAGGUCACCAUGGGACAGAUGCACAGAGGACACAUGCCCCCACUGAGCUCGGCCCAGCAGGCUCUGAUGGGGACCAUUAACACCAGUAUGCAGGCGGUACAACAGGCCCAGACUGACCUGGGAGCAGUGGACAACCUGCCUCCUCUAGGACAAGACAUGGCAUCCAAGGUGUGGAUUCAGAAUAAGGUGGAUGAGUCCAAACAUGAGAUCCACUCCCAGGUGGAUGCCAUUACUGCAGGAACCGCCUCUGUGGUCAACCUCACUGCAGGUGACCCAACAGACACCGACUACACGGCCGUGGGCUGUGCCAUCACCACCAUCUCCUCCAACCUGACAGAGAUGUCCAAGGGUGUGAAGCUGCUGGCCGCCCUGAUAGAAGAUGAUCUGGGCGGGAGCAACGAUCUGAUGGGUGCCGCCAGGAACCUGGCCGGAGCCGUCUCUGAUCUGCUCAAGGCCGUGGAGCCUGCUUCUGGAGAGCCUCGGCAGACCGUGCUGACAGCAGCAGGCAGUAUAGGCCAGGCCAGUGGGGACCUGCUGCGCCAGAUAGGAGAGAACGAGACAGACGAGAGGUUCCAGGAUGUGCUGAUGAACCUGGCUAAAGCGGUGGCCAACGCGGCCGCCAUGAUGGUGCUGAAGGCUAAGAACGUGGCCCAGGUGGCUGAAGACACGGUCUUGCAGAACAGAGUCAUUGCGGCUGCCACCCAGUGUGCCCUGUCCACCUCGCAGCUGGUAGCCUGUGCCAAGGUGGUGAGUCCUACUAUCAGUUCCCCAGUGUGCCAGGAGCAGCUGAUUGAGGCAGGCAAGCUGGUAGACCGCUCCGUGGAGGGCUGCGUCCAGGCCUGUUUGUCUGCCACAGAAGACGGAGAGCUGCUGAAGCAGGUCAGUGCAGCGGCCAGUGUGGUCGGUCAGGCCCUGGGGGACCUGCUGGAGCACGUACGCCACUACGCCUCCCGCGGCGAGCCCAUCGGCCGCUACGAUCAGGCCACUGACACAAUCAUGACUGUCACAGAGAACAUCUUCAGUUCCAUGGGAGACGCAGGGGAGAUGGUUCGGCAGGCUCGGGUCUUGGCUCAGGCCACCUCUGACCUGGUGAAUGCCAUGCGGUCAGAUGCUGAAGCCGAGGUGGAUGUUGACAAUUCUAAGAAGCUACUCGCUGCAGCUAAACUACUGGCAGAUGCCACAGCCAGGAUGGUGGAGGCUGCUAAGGGCGCAGCGGCGUACCCAGAGAAUGAAGACCAGCAGCAGAGACUGAGGGAGGCGGCCGAAGGUUUGCGCGUGGCCACCAACGCUGCAGCCCAGAACGCCAUCAAGAAGAAGCUCAUCAACAGGCUAGAGAAUGCUGCCAAGCAAGCUGCAGCCGCCGCCACUCAGACCAUUGCAGCCUCCCAGAAUGCAGCAGCCUCCAACAAGAACACUGCCGCUCACCAGCAAUUGGUGCAGAGCUGCAAGGCAGUGGCUGACCACAUUCCCCAGCUGGUUCAGGGGGUGAGAGGCAGCCAAGCCCAGCCUGAAGACCUCAGUGUCCAGCUAGCCCUCAUCAUCGCCAGCCAGAACUUUCUACAGCCUGGCAGCAAGAUGGUGACAUCAGCGAAGUCGUCUGUUCCCACGGUGAUGGACCAGGCUGCUGCCAUGCAGUUGGGUCAGUGUGCAAAGAACUUGGCAACCAGCCUGGCAGAGCUCAGGACCGCUGCACAGAAGGCCCAUGAAGCCUGUGGCCCCAUGGAGAUUGACUCAGCUCUCACAGCCGUCCAGACUCUGAAGAGUGAGCUGCAAGACUCCAAGAUGGCUGCCGUUGACCGGCAGCUGAAACCAUUACCUGGAGAAUCAUUGGAGAAGUGUGCUCAGGACCUGGGCAGCAACUCUAAGUCGGUGGGAUCAUCCAUGGCGCAGUUGCUCACCUGUGCUGCACAGGGCAAUGAACACUACACAGGGGUAGCAGCCAGAGAGACAGCCCAGGCUCUGAAAACCUUAGCCCAGGCAGCCAGGGGUGUGGCAGCCUCUACUACCGACCCAUCAUCAGCAGCGGCCAUGUUGGAUUCGGCCCGUGAUGUUAUGGAGGGCUCGGCCAUGCUGAUCCACGAGGCCAAACAGGCCCUGAUCUCCCCCGGCGACGCAGAGAGCCAGCAGAGGCUAGCACAGGUUGCUAAGGCUGUGUCCCACUCGCUGAAUAACUGUGUUAACUGCCUGCCUGGCCAGAAGGAUGUAGACAUGGCCCUCAAGAGCAUCGGAGAGGCCAGCAAAAAACUGCUGGUGGAAACGCUUCCUCCAUCCACCAAGUCUUUCCAGGAGGCCCAAACCGAUCUGAACCAGACGGCAGCAGAUCUGAACCAAUCAGCAGGGGAUGUGGUUCACGCCUCUCGAGGUUCGAGCGGCCAGCUUGCAGAUGCGUCUGGGAAGUUCAGCGAAGACUUCGAUGAGUUCUUGGACGCCGGAAUCGAGAUGGCCGGACACACCCAGAGGAAGGAUGACCAGAUCCAGGUGAUAGGGAACCUAAAGAACAUCUCCAUGGCUUCCAGCAAGCUGCUCCUGGCAGCCAAGUCUCUGUCUGUAGACCCUGGUGCUGCUAAUGCCAAGAACCUGCUGGCUGCUGCAGCGAGAGCGGUGACAGAGAGCAUUAACCAGCUAAUCACGCUGGCCACACAGCAGGCCCCGGGACAGAAGGAGUGUGACAAUGCCCUCAGAGAGCUGGAGGCAGUGAAAGGAAUGCUGGACAACCCCAACGAGCCAGUCAGUGAUCUCUCUUACUUUGACUGCAUCGAGAGCGUCAUGGAGAACUCCAAGGUCCUGGGAGAAUCCAUGGCCGGCAUUUCUCAGAACUGUAAGACGGGGGAUGUGCUGUCGUUUGGUGACUGCGUGGGAGUGGCCUCCAAAGCCCUGUGUGGCCUGACUGAGGCCGCAGGACAGGCCUCCUACCUGGUGGGCGUGUCUGACCCCAACAGCCAGGCAGGGCAUCAGGGUUUGGUUGACCCCAUCCAGUUUGCACGAGCCAAUCAGGCAAUCCAGACAGCCUGUCAGAACCUUGUGGAUCCAAACAGCAGCCCCUCACAGGUACUAUCAUCCGCCACCAUUGUAGCGAAGCACACAUCAGCUCUGUGCAACGCCUGUCGUCUGGCCUCCUCCAAGACAGCCAAUCCUACAGCCAAGAGGCACUUUGUUCAGUCUGCCAAAGAAGUGGCCAACAGCACAGCCAACCUGGUCAAAACUAUAAAGGCUCUGGAUGGUGAUUUCUCUGAGGAGAACAGGAACAAGUGUCGUGUGGCCACGGCUCCUCUAAUAGAGGCUGUGGAGAACCUCACAGCGUUUGCUUCUAAUCCAGAGUUUGCCAGCAUCCCUGCUAAAAUCAGCCAUGAGGGCACUGCUGCACAGGAGCCCAUCCUCCUUUCAACUCGCUCCAUGUUGGACAGUUCCACACACCUGCUGAAGACUGCUCGUUCAUUGGUCAUCAACCCCAAAGACCCACCCACCUGGUCGGUCCUGGCGAGCCAUUCCCGGACAGUGUCCGACUCUAUCAAAGGUCUCAUUACAGCUAUUAGGGACAAGGCUCCAGGCCAAAGGGAGUGUGACUACUCCAUAGAUAACAUCAACAGAUGUAUCCGGGACAUAGAGCAGGCUUCGCUAGCUGCAGUCAGCCAGAACCUUGCCAGCAGGGAUGACAUCUCGCUGGAGGCUUUGCAAGAGCAGCUGACAUCCACAGUACAAGAAAUUGGCCACCUGAUCGACCCCAUCUCUACAGCCGCCAGGGGUCAGGCUGCCGAGCUGGGACACAAGGUGACUCAGCUGGCUGGCUACUUUGAGCCUCUGAUUGUGGCGUCUGUGGGUGUGGCCUCCAAGCUGCAGGACCACCAGCAGCAGAUGACCUUCCUGGACCAGACUAAAACCCUGGCAGAAUCUGCCCUGCAGAUGCUCUAUGCCGCUAAAGAGGGUGGCGGGAACCCCAAGGCCUCCCAUACCCACGAUGCCAUAGCAGAGGCUGCCCAGCUGAUGACGGAGGCUGUGGAUGACAUCAUGGUGACCCUGAAUGAGGCUGCCAGCGAGGGGGGAAUGGUAGGGGGCAUGGUGGAUUCAAUUGCAGCGGCCAUGGGCAGGCUGGAUGAGGGAACUACUCCAGAACCAGAGGGCUCAUUUGUUGACUACCAGACCACCAUGGUGAAGUUCUCCAAAGCCAUUGCUGUCACUGCUCAGGAAAUGAUGACCAAGUCGGUGACUUGUCCUGAGGAGCUGGGGGGGCUGGCCUCCCAGGUGACCACGGACUACAGCCAGUUAGCGCUCCAGGGACGCCUAGCUGCGCACACUGCUGAACCCCCCGAGAUUGGUUUUCAGAUCAAGACGCGUGUCCAGGACCUGGGUCAUAGCUGUAUCUUCCUGGUGCAGAAGGCUGGAGCCCUGCAGAUCACCCCCUCUGACGGCUACACAAAGAGAGAGCUUGUUGUUUGUGCCCGUGCCGUCACUGAGAAGGUGUCCAUGGUGCUAUCGGCUCUACAGGCAGGUAAUAAGGGCACCCAGGCCUGCAUCACAGCUGCCAGUGCGGUAUCUGGCAUCAUCGCUGACCUGGACACCACCAUCAUGUUUGCCUCCGCUGGCACACUUAACGCAGAGAAUGACGAGUCCUUCGCUGAUCACAGGGAAAACAUCCUGAAGACAGCAAAGGCUCUGGUGGAGGACACUAAAAUGUUGGUUUCUGGAGCAGCAUCCGGUCAGGAUAGACUGGCCCAGGCUGCUCAGUCCUCAGCGAAGACCAUCACGCAGCUCACUGACGUGGUCAAACUGGGUGCCGCCAGCAUCGGCUCUGAUGACCCAGAGACUCAGGUGGUUCUGAUCAACGCAGUGAAAGAUGUAGCCAAGGCCCUGGCUGAGCUAAUAGGAGCCACUAAAUGUGCUGCCGGCAAGACUGCAGACGACCCAUCCAUGUACCAGCUGAAGAGUGCUGCCAAGGUGAUGGUGACCAAUGUGACGUCCCUGCUGAAGACUGUGAAGGCUGUGGAGGACGAGGCUACGCGGGGGACCAGGGCCCUGGAGGCCACCAUCGAAUGUAUCAAACAGGAGCUCACAGUGUUCCAGUCUAAAGACGUCCCGGAGAGGUCCACCACGCCUGAGGAGUUCAUCCGCAUGACUAAGGGCAUCACCACGGCAACAGCCAAAGCCGUGGCAGCUGGGAACUCCGCCCGACAGGAGGAUGUCAUAGCCACCGCUAAUCUGAGUCGCAAGGCCAUCUUCGACAUGCUCACCACAUGCAAGCAAGCAGCCUAUCACCAGGAGGUGAAUGAGGACGUACGAAGCAGAGCGCUGCUCUAUGGGGCAGAAUGUACCACAGGUUACAUCAGCUUGCUUGAACAUGUCCUACUGGUUCUUCAAAGGCCAACCUCAGAGCAGAAGCAGCAGUUGGCAGCCUACUCUAAGCGUGUAGCUGGGGCUGUUACUGAACUCAUCCAGGCUGCCGAGGCCAUGAAAGACGGGGGCACUGAGUGGGUGGACCCAGAGGACCCCACAGUGAUAGCAGAGACUGAACUGUUGGGGGCGGCGGCGUCUAUCGAAGCAGCGGCUAAAAAACUGGAGCAGUUGAAACCAAGAGCCAAGCCCAAGCAAGCCGACGAGACACUGGACUUUGAGGAGCAGAUCCUGGAGGCAGCCAAGUCCAUCGCUGCUGCCACAAGUGCCCUGGUCAAGUCUGCUUCAGCUGCCCAGAGGGAGCUGGUGGCUCAGGGCAAAGUUGGCUCUAUCCCAGCAAACGCUGUGGAUGAUGGCCAGUGGUCCCAGGGCCUUAUCUCAGCGGCCAGGAUGGUUGCAGCAGCUACUAGUAACCUGUGUGAGGCAGCUAACGCCUCUGUCCAGGGCCACGCCAGCGAGGAGAAGCUCAUCUCAUCCGCCAAACAGGUGGCGGCCUCCACUGCCCAGCUGUUGGUGGCCUGCAAGGUCAAGGCUGAUCAGGACUCCGAGGCCAUGAGGAGGCUACAGGCUGCUGGGAAUGCAGUGAAGAGGGCGUCAGACAACUUGGUGCGCGCAGCCCAGAAAGCGGCAUUCGACAAGGCAGACGAUGACCGCGUGGUGGUCAAGACCAAGUUUGUGGGAGGAAUCGCUCAGAUCAUAGCAGCCCAGGAGGAGAUGCUGAGGAAGGAGAGGGAGCUGGAGGAGGCCAGGAAGAAGUUGGCUCAGAUCAGACAGCAGCAGUACAAGUUCUUACCCAGCGAACUACGGAAGGAUGACAACUGAGCUCUGCCUUACUGCUGCCGUGUGUUUGUGCGUGCAUGCACGGUAUCUAUAUGUUCCACACACACAAGUGGCCGUAUGAAUUGACUUUCUCAGUGUGAAACAUGGCAAAGUUGGCCUUUCAAUAUACCCAGUGGGGUCCAUCCUACAUCAUCGGAAGUUGUGGUCUUCAACUACCAACAAUGAUCUCCUACCACUACACCAGGACCUGGCUGCUUUCAGUUUAACUGACAUGCAUUGCAUGUCAGUUACUGCGAACCGAAUAGCAUUAUAAGGAAAGCAUUAGUAGCGGCUCAGCCAGCAAUGUAUCCUGAUGGGACUUUCCAAAAACGUUGAAUGACUAUCUAUAGAUCUAUUGACUAUAUGUCCUUAUCAGUGUUAACAUUGAAUCUCUACAUGAAGAGGAUUUCAAAUUAUUUUACGGGGUUGCAUGGAGGUAGACAGAAUGGGAUGUUUGGUGCAUAGAGUACAGUAGACAUUUAGCACGCACACUCAUCGCUAUCAUUUCCCUUUUAUGAGCCAAUUGAUAAAUUACAGCAUUUAAUAGGUAAAACUUGCAUUUAACGUCACAUGUAUUGCACAUUUGGAGACUAAUAGCUCCUUGUGGUCAAUAUCUUGCCUUCUUGUCAAACAACAGAUAUGACAGUUGCGGUAUUUGGACCAUACUAAAUAAAAGAAAAAGCUUAUACAAAAUGUAUGGAUGUACACUAGUGACCAUUUCUAUUGGAAUGACUGCUUUGUCUUGCAAAUACAUUUUAGUCCUCCUAUACAGUGCAUGUGUUCUAGACACUAAGUAACCCUCCUGUUUUUAGACAAUAAUCAAGUGUUAUUAAACCCUUGGUUAGGGACCCCUUUACGACAACCAAACCUCUUAUAAUGCAUUAUAAUGUAUAAUGCUAUUCAGCGAUGUGGAGGUUGAGUUACUACAGAAGGAGUAACAUCUUUAGCAAGUUAUGUUCCUCUGACAAUUACAAUAAGCUUAAGUUUCAUGGCUCCUACAAAUACGUCUCUUCUAAAGCUGUCUCAGCUGUACUGGACCAAGGUGAGUCAGUUAAAAGACUUCCCUAUACAGUUCUCACUAACAUCUGUUCCCACUACAGCUGGAACAGAUGUUACAAUAUUUAAACCAUGCUGUAGGGUGCAGUGUAGCGGUCUUAGCUGCAUGGGGUGCGAUUUUAUAAUGCUCUAUCUCUUGCUCUGUUCCAAUCUGCUACACUAGGUACUUAAGAGGCCCCUAACUUCUGAAAGGUUUACAUAUACUGUAAGCAGAAAUUUGAAUGUAGGAAACAACGGCUCUUAUUGACCAUUUGAUUGAAGGGGGGAGUGUUUUAAUUGAAAAACCCAGGCAAACGGUAGUUGAAAAUUGUGUAAUUUCUCUACAACUCCUAAACCAACUUGCAAACUGAUUGCGGUAGUAUUGUAACACCUUAGACCUUUUGAAUGAAUGCAAAGCGGUACCUCUGACUACGCACAAUGUGCUGUGCUUCUUAUGGUUUCCCCUCCCUGUUGUGUCACAUGGAGGGAGUCCCCAUUGCCUUCACAGGGCUCUGCUGAAUCACUACAGUGGAUCCCAUUCUCUUGUUUAAUGUCAAAUCCCUUGCUCUUACUGUAAUGCUGCUCUGCACGACUUGAGAGAUGAAAUGGGCUACUAUUGAAGUAUAUUUACCAGUAUGUUUGCCAGGGCUGUGUUCAUCCGGAAAACAUACUCUAACUGGGAGGGACUACUUGGAAUUGUUGAAUAGCAAAUGCUCAUUUCAAAAACAAACAUAUUCCGUUCUCCUAAUGUGUACUCAGAUGUAGUCCUAGUGUUUGGUUUUACUAGUCUUAUGGACAGUCAGUGAGUUUUGGUUAGUAAUAUAAGCCUUAUUGUGAGGUAAAGUUGUGCUCUUGCAGUGUCAGUAUGCAUGGCUUUGUGGUUCUAUUACUCUUUUGGAUCACUAAAUAAACCUAAAUAGAAUGCACUGAAUUAUAUUUGUAUUCUGAGCUGCACAAGGACAGUAACCCCCAAUAAACACACAGUCCAUGUUAGACAUGUUUUACUCUGUGUUGGUGUGUGACUGUGCUCUACAGUUCAAUUACUGGAACGGUUCUGUCAUAAGCUUAUCUGGUAUUUGUAGUGUUAUUAUUAGUGCCUUAGUCUGUAGUCCAUACAGCAUCUGGUCUGCUUCUUCUUCUUGUCAGAGCAGUGUAGUUAUUAUCAUUGAGUUGGGCCCAGGGUUUUUACUGUCAUAGCCCAUUUCCAAGACUGUCUGUUCCCUGUUUGGGGGAGAAACACAGGGCCCUUUCCAUGCUUUCUCACUGGUACUAUUGUACAGUCCCAUAAGCUAUGUACCUCCUCCCCAUCGACCUGCCUGCUGCACCCAUGGCCUUGAAGGCAGAGACAAAUGUGUCACUGUGUAAAAAGUACCAUCCGUAUAUGUAUACAAUACGUAUGUAUAUUAUAUAUAUGAAGAAAACACAUUUUUGUACUGCAUUCCGUGGGUAUGUACCAACAUGCUUCUGAACUAUGUACAUAUGACAGAUUGAAGUUGUUUAGGCUGUCAUUCGGUUAUUGUAUGUUACAAGUAAAUCACUGAAGUUUUAUGGAAUUUUUUUUUUCUUCCUCUUUCAAGCCACUGAAUUAGUUUUUGAAUGAUAAUUGUGAUGAGGAUAUUGAGAUUAUAUAGCUGUCACUGUUAAUGUAGUGUGACAUGUUUCAAAGGUUGGGAGAAACUGUUUUUACCUGUAUGUUUGUUCCAUUAUGAAUUAAAUGAUAAUAAAAUGACAAUACUACAAGAUAUGAAGUAAUGACAAACUAUCUGGCAACAAGAAAACAACAUAUUUUUUGUAUUCGCUGAAAAUAAAGGCUUUCAAAGUAAUGUCUU